CUUUCUAGCAGAAUUCUACCAAUUCUUGAUCGUGCUACUAUUUAUAUUUCGCCCCUAUGGCUGGCCAGUAGCUUGACGGGUUACCGGAGUCUCAUUUUGCUGCAGAUUAAAUGGAUCAAACAGAUCGCACAUAGCCAGGGUCACCUCUCAGGGCUGGGCGGUGCUGUGAUUACUUUGCGUUCACACUUGACACGAAUGAAGAAUUCGUUCCGAAGUGUGAAACUUGAUUUGGUUUCACGUCUGCCCUUCUACACGUACUAGUAUAAAGAGGACAGAAAGACGGGCCGGAAUUAUUCUUGCCCAAAUACAUCCAAGAACAAAAUGCAGGUUAUCACCUCUAAGUUCUUUAUCACCCUGACCAUCAUUUCUUCUGUGGCUGCAGAAGGCUGCUUCACUGGUGGCCAACCUGGAAGCUGCGAUGAAGCCGCCUAUACAUUCUGCAAGGAGAUGCUCACCAUUAACGGCGGUCAACUUGGUGACAGCGAGCGACGCCAGCACUGCUAUGACACCUCGAGAGGAUAUAAAUGUGGUAUGCGUGUGCUGAAUACGAAGAGUUCAACGAGGACGAUCACAGAGUCGGACUGUGCUGGGGCGAUGUUCAUCAAUGGGAAUUGUGAUAACGGAGGGAAGAAGACGGUUAAUGGAAUUGAAUAUACUGCGGAUCCUAAUGAGGGAGUCUGCUGAGCCUAUGGUAUGCCAGGGUGUAUAACUAUCCUCUGUGAAUUGACACUAUCGCGAUGCGGUGUAUAAAGCAUUAUGUCACAGUUCGAAACCAGGAGUCGCUGACACUAUGGCACCUUUUCCAAGUGGCGAUUUUCCUUCCUCGAUUAAAUCCAGUCGGUCGGAGUUGGGCAUUGUGAUUUUCCCAACUCAAGUACAGUCUCACUAGGGCUUAACACGUUGGUACAAACUCCUUGGCCUCGUCCAAAUAAACCUCGGCACAACUUCUUCCGGUUGCUGGG
Desarmillaria tabescens is the source of this 962-nucleotide messenger RNA. RefSeq lists its product as uncharacterized. Lineage: Eukaryota; Fungi; Basidiomycota; Agaricomycetes; Agaricales; Physalacriaceae. The record is from RefSeq and is a predicted model, not a curated record. The transcript has 4 exons. The coding region runs from base 322 to 684 and encodes 120 amino acids.